AUGUUCAUUUGUUCCGGGGGGGAAUGGUUUCAGUGACGUACUCCUCCGCACCGUAGUUGUAUGGUUUCGUGAGUAGCUAAAAAUAGUAACGUUCAGGUCAGUAAAGUUCCAGAAUGACCGAGACAACGGAAAACCUGCAGAAGUACGAGGAGCUGUUUGGCCACAGAUUUUCAUCGGAGGACCAUGAAUACCAGGAGUACCUGAACCGUCCAGCUGACCCCCCACCCAUUGUAGAGGACUUUAGGAGUCGUGGAGGAGGAAACCAGAGAGGCAGGGAUAACAGGUACCAGGACCGCCGUGGACACAGAGGUGGGUGGGGACACCCAGGUUGGAGAGGAGGCCAUCAUGGGCAAAAACACUGGCGUGACAGAGACAGGCACUGGGGGCAUGGAAGUGGCUAUCAAUCAGGCGCUCAGAGUUCCAACCAGGGAUACAACUUUGGUCAUCAGAGAUCACAUGAUGAUCACCACUGAUCAGUACUCUCAUCUCAGGUGUUGUCAAUAUUUAUGUAUGGUAUUCAUUCUUAACUUGGUAUUGCAAUACAAUUAGUGUCUAUGUAAAACUGUUGUUUUGUGUGUAUGACUCAUUACCAGUCUCAAAACCCAGAGCUGAGCAAUAUAUCAAUAUUGAUAAUUUACUCUGUAAAUGUGUAGAACCUUUUUAAAUAUUGAGUUUUAUUGAAUGAAUUUCAAAAUGUUUGUGUUUGACUUCCACUUACCUUUUUCUUGGAUCAGACAGUAGCUUUCCCCAUAUUGCCUUGUAUUGGUUAGCCCUGUCAUCAUUUCAUUUUCUCAUUACAUGCCUGUAAACUAUAACAAGAACUUUUCACUACUGGAGCCCUCAAUGAAAAUGACACUGAAAUAUUUUCUCUACAGUAUUUCAGGUAUGUGGGCUGUUUUUUAGCAAUAUUUGAUUGUGGUGUAACUGGGAAAUGUCAAUGAAGAAUCAUUUUGUGUUCAGAAUGCUUUGAUAUGAGAGGGUUAUGAUUUAUACAGUACAGCGUUGCAAGUGGUAAAUCUAUCUUCAGAGAAAAUGUAUUUGUUAAUGCAGCUUUAUUUUUCUGUGAUAAUGUUGUAAGGACUUGUGACCUAAACUGCUUUCAAUAAACAUUUAUUUUCACAAAUGCAUGUGGGGCUU
Messenger RNA from Monopterus albus (swamp eel), 1137 nucleotides. It is a transcript of the gene ramac, whose product is annotated as RNA guanine-7 methyltransferase activating subunit. Gene Ontology annotation, molecular function: RNA binding. The record is from RefSeq and is a predicted model, not a curated record. The coding region runs from base 114 to 473 and encodes 119 amino acids. The transcript has 3 exons. Gene Ontology annotation, cellular component: mRNA capping enzyme complex. Gene Ontology annotation, biological process: RNA 5'-cap (guanine-N7)-methylation. Lineage: Eukaryota; Metazoa; Chordata; Actinopteri; Synbranchiformes; Synbranchidae.